AUGCUGUUUCUUGCGCUUUUCAGCGCGGCGUUCGCCGGAAAACUCAAAUUCGACGAUGGACAGAUCCAAUAUCAGACAAAAUGGAUCGACCAGCGAAUCGACAACUUCAACUAUUACAUGGACAAGACGUAUAAAAUGCGAUACCUAGUCAAUACCGAUUUUGUCAAAGACGAAUCCACCGCGCCAAUCUUUUUCUACACGGGAAAUGAAGGCCCUAUCAACAGUUUCGCUGCUAACACAGGCUUCAUGAACGAAUUCGCAGAAGAGGAAAACGCAUUCAUCGUCUACGCCGAACAUCGCUAUUACGGUCAGUCCCUCCCCUACAGCAACAAUUCCUUCACUCCAGAGAACAUGGCCUAUCUUUCCGUUGAAAAUGCACUUGCCGAUUUUGCCCAGCUCAUCGUUGAGUUGAAAAAGACUUACAAAGGUCCACUCAUCUGCUUUGGCGGCUCAUACGGAGGGCUUUUGUCCAUGUACAUGCGAAUGACCUAUCCAAAUCUUGUUGACGGUGCUCUUGCUGCAUCAUCCCCAGUUUACUGGAUUUCCGCGAUGGGCGACUCGCACGGCUUCUGGGUCAAGACGACUGAAGAUUUCAGACAGGCUCUUGACAAGUGCGAGGACACCAUCCGAUCCGGUUUCGCCGCCUUGGACAAGAUGAAAAACGACAAAGAUUGGGCUGGAAUCACGAGCUCAAUGAGAACUUGUCAGAAUAUUACUGAAGACAACUACAUGCAUAUGCUCGGCUGGGCUAGAAAUGCUAUGGCUACUAUGGCGAUGAUGGACUACCCCUAUCCGACGAACUUUGAAGCUGCUCUUCCUGGUAACCCUGUCAAAGAAGCCUGCGUCCGAGCAGUCGCUGCCACUGGCGCUGAUUCUAUCCGAGAAGCUGCUGGACUCAUGUACAACGGAACUGACCCCACUAAGUACAAGCAGUGCUUCGACAUCAUGGGAGAAUACGUCUACUGCGCCGAUCCAACCGGCUGCGGAACUGGCCCACAGGCUUCUGCAUGGGACUACCAGUGCUGCACUCAGCAAGUUCUUCCAGGAGGAACUGAUGGCAAGACCGAUAUGUUCCCCGUCAUCAAAUUCGACAUCGACGACCGCGCGGACUACUGCAACAAAACAUACGGCGUCAUUCCUGAUCGCGAUUGGCUCCGAAUUAAAUAUUGGGCCGACAACCUCGAAGCUACUUCGAACACAAUCUUCUCCAACGGCGAUCUUGAUCCCUGGGGCCCCGGUGGCGUGACCCACGACCUCCGACACGACCUUCCCGCCCCACUCGUCCAUGGGGGUGCCCACCAUUACGACCUCCGAGGAUCUAACAGUGGCGAUACCCAAGAUGUCCUCAAUGUCCGACAGUUUCACCGAGAUACGAUUCGCGAUUGGAUGGCGCAAUUCUGGGCCGAAAAAGGGCUUUAG
Messenger RNA from Oikopleura dioica, 1419 nucleotides. Lineage: Eukaryota; Metazoa; Chordata; Appendicularia; Copelata; Oikopleuridae. The record is from the annotation of a GenBank genome assembly.